Messenger RNA from Thalassophryne amazonica, 746 nucleotides. RefSeq names its product heat shock protein, alpha-crystallin-related, b6 (gene hspb6). Gene Ontology annotation, molecular function: protein folding chaperone. The record is from RefSeq and is a predicted model, not a curated record. Gene Ontology annotation, biological process: protein refolding; response to heat. Bases 274 to 708 code for a protein of 144 amino acids. The transcript has 5 exons. Lineage: Eukaryota; Metazoa; Chordata; Actinopteri; Batrachoidiformes; Batrachoididae.
AAUAGUUAAUAGUCAUGUUAAUUGCAUCCAACAGCUGCUUCACUGUCCAAACAAUAACACUUGAGGCUGUUAUUGCCUGGACUCCCAGGGGUGGGGAAAAUUAUUCCACAACAGAAUCAACGUGCCCCACUGAAUUCCCAAUUCAUUACGCAACUCCAGUAUAAAACUCCGGAACGCCACAGUCACGUUCAGAGAGGAGAGAGCACAAGCUGUUCAACAGGGGCUGUACUUCUUUAUGGUCAAAUUUGUGAGGUAAGAGCUACUACAUCUGAAAUGGACUUCAUUCUGCCACAUACUCUUCCAGCCAGUGGCAUUGAGUGGGAGAAGGUUUUGCCACCUCUUAUUCCUCAGCUGAACAGAACUUACGGACACGAUGACUGGUCACCAAAAUUACUUGGUUCAGAGACGGAUCACACCAGCUCUGCAGAGGUGAACAGUGACGACGGCAGAUUUACAGUCCAAGUUGACGUUAAACUCUUCAAUCCAGAUGAGCUGUUGGUGAAAGUGAAGGGAGAAUUUGUGGAAGUGCAAGGAAAGCACGAAGAGAAAAAGAAGGAUGGUUCUGGGUUGACAACACGGCAAUUCAACCGCCGCUACAGAAUCCCAAAGGGAGUGGACACUCAUGCUUUGGAGUCAGCUGUCUCUCCAGAUGGCGUCCUUAUUAUAUCGGCACCUAUGCAACAGAGCAUCAGCAGAUCCCUGACCUAACGUUACCACACAAACACACACACCCCAAACAGAAAGUU